UAAAAGUAUUCCGGGUGGCUCUGGGAGGUUUUCCUGCAGCCAGUCUUGAUCCACAUCUGAGCAGAAGUCAGACUGCGGCACCAUGGCUUUUGUCCCAGCACCCGGUUACAUGCCCACCUUCAACCCGCCCCUCCCUCAUACCCAGCCCGUCCCUGGUGGGCUCCACCCCGGCAUGUCCAUAUAUGUACAAGGGAUGGUUCCACACCAUACCAAGAGAUUCAGCCUGAACUUUGUCUGUGGCAUGAACGACGGGGCUGACAUUGCCCUGCACUUCAACCCCCGCUUUGAUGGCAAAGACAAGAUUGUCUUGAACAGCUUCCAAGGGGGCAAGUGGGGCAAGGAGGAACACCAUAGCAUGCCACUCCAAAAGGGUUCACACUUUGAGGUCAUCAUCAUCGUCAACCCCGAGGGAUACCAGAUCCUUGUGAACAGGAACCCCUUCUGCACCUUUGGCCACAGGAUCCCCCCCGAGCGAGUCCAGGCUGUGCAGGCCAAUGGUGACCUGGAGCUGCAGUCAGUGAACACCAUCGGAGGAGCCAUGAUGGGAGGCGGGGGAAUGCCAGGGCAGCAAUAUCCACAAAUGGGGAUGCAGGGCAUGAUGCCAGGGUACCCGCCUUCCAACCUUCCCGUGAUGAAUGUCCCCGCUUCCUACCACCCGCAAGUGCCAUACCGAGGCAACCUCGCCGGAGGGCUGGGAUCCAAGAGGACCGUCGUGAUGAGAGGAUUCAUUCCACCGAACGCUCAACAAUUCCGGAUCAACUUCAAAGCUGGCCCGGAUACGGUCCUGCACAUCAACCCCCGCAUGAACGAGCGCGCUGUGGUCAGGAACAGCUUCCUGAACGGCCAAUGGGGACGUGAGGAGCGGGAGCUGGCUGUCAACCCCUUCCAAGCCGGGCAAUACUUUGAACUUUCCAUCCGCUGCGGCAACCAGCGCUUCAAGGUGUUUGCCAACGGCCAGCCGCUCUUCAACUACAACCAUCGCUACCAGAACUUCCAGCGUAUCGACACGCUCGAGAUCGAAGGAGAUGUGGAGCUUUCGUACAUUCAGUACUGAGCCAAGAAGGAGGGGAGCAGCCAGCAGCCACCUGCAUUUUCUAUGCAACACACCCCUUCUCUCUCCCUCCUUUGGCUUGAGGAAGAAAGGGAUUUCUAACUGGCAGCUUCAAUAAAGCGUCUUGUUUUG
Messenger RNA from Zootoca vivipara (common lizard), 1183 nucleotides. Its product is annotated as galectin-4. NCBI's taxonomy places the organism in Eukaryota, Metazoa, Chordata, Lepidosauria, Squamata, Lacertidae. The record is from RefSeq and is a predicted model, not a curated record. Gene Ontology annotation, molecular function: carbohydrate binding.